UUCCCGACAUACAGAACAGGCUCCUGUCAGUGAAGAUGGCGACUGGAGUCCUUCAACGCUGUCUUAGCGGCCUUGGCUCGGCGAAAUACAGGGCCAGGACGAAAGGGCAGGUCCUUCUUUUCAGAGGAUUGUCGGCAUCCGGUCACCGAAAUCGAGAGGAGAGCUGGUUCAAGUCUCUAUUUGUGCGUAAAGUCGACCCAAGAAAAGACGCCCACUCUCACCUGCUGGCUAAGAAAGAAGAAAGUAACCUUUAUAAAAUUCAGUUUCACAGUGUGAAGCCUGAAUGUCUGGAUGCUUAUAACAAACUCUGUGAAGAUGUGUUGCCUUCGAUCCAUGCGGAUAAAUACUACCCCUGUGAGCUGGUGGGAACAUGGAACACCUGGUAUGGAGAGCAAGACCAGGCUGUCCAUCUGUGGAGGUACCGUGGAGGCUACCCUGCCCUGACCGAAGUCAUGAAUAAGCUGAAAAAUAAUAAGGAAUUUUUGGAGUACAGAAAGGAACGGGGGAAGAUGCUGCUUUCUCGUCGCAAUCAGCUAUUGCUGGAGUUUAGUUUCUGGAAUGAGCCAGUUCCACGCGAGGGACCAAAUAUCUACGAACUUCGAUCGUACCAAUUAAGACCAGGAACCAUGAUUGAAUGGGGAAAUUACUGGGCUCGAGCCAUUCGCUAUCGGCAGCAGAACCGUGAGGCAGUUGGAGGAUUUUUCUCUCAGAUAGGAAGUCUCUACAUGGUCCAUCACCUAUGGGCAUAUAAGGACCUGCAGUCCAGAGAGGACACUCGCAAUGCAGUAUGGCAACAUGAGGGCUGGAAUGAAGUGGUCUACUACACAGUGCCCCUGAUUCAACACAUGGAGUCCAGGGUUAUGAUUCCAAUGAAGGCGUCACCCCUGAAGUAAUAUUUUCUUCACAAGCUAAAGCCAUGCAUUCACAAGGGAAACAAUGCUGUAUAUGUCUCCAAACCAUGCAUUUUAAUCCAUUUCGCUGUUCUUUCUGGUCAUUAAAAAGUAUACCAAAUCUGCACCAGCAAAUGAAAAUUGAGCAUACAUUGAAAGAAACAUGUCCUAAUAUGAACUUUGUGCUUCUUGAGGGCCAAAGAUUCUUUGAUUUAUGAUGUUGCAAGUGUCUUUGGUUAACAAACCUUAGCAAACCAUAAACUUCUGAUAAGAAUGAAUCUUUGCACACAUUAAAUGUUAGCAUUAUGGCCCAACUCAGUGGAACAUAUAUAAAAAAAGUAUUAGAGGGUCUUUAAAUGUUCUAUUAUUAAAUUAAAUUAUUAAAUUAAUAUUAAGUGGUGCUGCAUUUGCUUAUUUGUAUUGUUUUUGAUCAACUCUGUAAAAAAAAAAAAAAAAAAAAAAAAACCUGUUCAUUUUUCCAUUACUGCUAAAUGUGUGUUAACUGAAAAAAUGAUUGUCAAAUCUACACUUUGCACAGUACUGUAAAAGGCACUUUAAAUGUGCUUGAUGGUAACAGUGUUUUUUUUUUUUUUUUUACAUUUAUUUUACAUUAUAAAAGCAUAAUAUAUAACUUUCUUUCCAUUCAGAGUUACAGUCUGAGGACAUGUAAACAGAAAACUCCAUCUCUGUAUGUAAACUACUGUACUUUCUGUUUUGUGGGGUUAUAAAGACACAAGUUUGGAAAACAUCCUUGUACUGUAUGGCAUGUAGAAAGUAAACCUGCAUGUCCAGUUUUUAACAGCCAUUUAAAAAAUUUUUUUUUUUAAAAAUAAGGAUACAGUUGUUAUUUAUUUAUAUUUUGCAGGCUACUGUUAAAUGGAUAUUGAGCUCUGACCUCAGUUUCAAAUAUGUACACUAUGUAUUUGUUUCCUCGCUUUUUUCAGUUGCAGUUUAUUAAAUCACAACAAUGACCAGUACUAUCAGUCCAUAGGUAUACAAGUGAUCCUGUACAAUAAAGUAUACAUUGUUCCCCAA
Pangasianodon hypophthalmus (striped catfish) is the source of this 1925-nucleotide messenger RNA. It is a transcript of the gene nipsnap2, whose product is annotated as nipsnap homolog 2. Gene Ontology annotation, cellular component: mitochondrion. Bases 36 to 893 code for a protein of 285 amino acids. The transcript is spliced from 10 exons. The record is from RefSeq and is a predicted model, not a curated record. Lineage: Eukaryota; Metazoa; Chordata; Actinopteri; Siluriformes; Pangasiidae.